This is a messenger RNA of Chaetura pelagica (chimney swift), 555 nucleotides long. RefSeq names its product tetratricopeptide repeat domain 36 (gene TTC36). NCBI's taxonomy places the organism in Eukaryota, Metazoa, Chordata, Aves, Apodiformes, Apodidae. The record is from RefSeq and is a predicted model, not a curated record. The transcript has 3 exons. The coding region runs from base 1 to 555 and encodes 184 amino acids. Gene Ontology annotation, molecular function: protein binding. Gene Ontology annotation, biological process: cilium assembly.
AUGGCCACAGCUAACGACAGGGCUGUCCUGCAGACGAUCUUUAACCCCAGCACCCCUUUUGGGGACAUCCCUGGGCUGGAUGAUGAGGAGGAGGAGGAGAAUGCCCAGGAGGAAGCCUUUGCUCCAGAGCUUCUGGAGCAGGUCCAGGACCUGGAGCUGCAGGGGGUUUCUGCUGCGGAGUCAGGAGACCUGAACACAGCGCUGCAGCGGUUCAACCUGCUGCCCGAGCGAGCCUCAGGAUACAACAACCGGGCCCAGGCCCUGCGGCUGCGGGGGGAUGUGGCAGGUGCCCUGCGGGACCUGGACAUGGCGAUCCGCCUGAGCCGGGGCCGUGGCCGAGCCGCCUGCCAGAGCCUGGUGCAGCGUGGCCUGAUCCAUCGGCUGCAGGAGCGCGAGGAGGAGGCGCGGCAGGACUUCGAGCGAGCUGCGCGCCUGGGCAGCACCUUUGCUCGGCGCCAACUCGUGCUGCUCAACCCCUACGCGGCCCUUUGCAACCAGAUGCUCUGCGAGAUGCUGGGGCGGCUGCGCAACCCAGAUGGCUCUGGGAACGAGUGA